Episyrphus balteatus (marmalade hoverfly) is the source of this 543-nucleotide messenger RNA. Its product is annotated as enhancer of split m8 protein-like. Bases 1 to 543 code for a protein of 180 amino acids. The record is from RefSeq and is a predicted model, not a curated record. The transcript has a single exon. Gene Ontology annotation, biological process: regulation of transcription by RNA polymerase II; anterior/posterior pattern specification; regulation of neurogenesis. NCBI's taxonomy places the organism in Eukaryota, Metazoa, Arthropoda, Insecta, Diptera, Syrphidae. Gene Ontology annotation, molecular function: protein dimerization activity; RNA polymerase II cis-regulatory region sequence-specific DNA binding; DNA-binding transcription factor activity, RNA polymerase II-specific. Gene Ontology annotation, cellular component: nucleus.
AUGGAAUACGUAUCAAAGACACAACUUUAUUUGAAAGUUAAAAAACCUUUGUUGGAAAGACAACGUCGUGCACGUAUCAACAAGUGCUUGGAUUCGAUGAAACAAAUGAUUGCUGAAUUAAAGAACGAUAGUUCAAUCCUGCGCAUGGACAAGGCCGAAAUGUUGGAAGCAACAAUCGCUCAUCUACGUCAAGCUAAAUCUAUUGACAACAAAGUACCUGUAGAUGGCUUUCGCAAUGGAUAUAUUAACGCUGCAAAUGAAGUCUCACGUGUUUUGAUCUCAACUCGAGGACUCAGUACAGAGUUGGUAAAAGCUAUUUUGAAUCAACUUGGCUGCCAAUUUGUUCGACUGCAGGAAUUGAAACAUCAACAACAGUCAAAACUUGCUAACCAGAGGACAAAUAACACACAACAAUUGACUGUUAAUAUCUCAUCGACACCACUUAGCCCUGCUUCUUCGGGUUAUCACAGUGAUAGGAGUAGUCCUGCUUCGUCGCCUGCAGGAUCAGAUGAUUCUACUUCAGAACUUUGGCGACCUUGGUGA